Nothobranchius furzeri (turquoise killifish) is the source of this 2679-nucleotide messenger RNA. RefSeq names its product iroquois homeobox 6a (gene irx6a). Gene Ontology annotation, biological process: cell development; regulation of transcription by RNA polymerase II; positive regulation of DNA-templated transcription. Gene Ontology annotation, cellular component: nucleus. NCBI's taxonomy places the organism in Eukaryota, Metazoa, Chordata, Actinopteri, Cyprinodontiformes, Nothobranchiidae. Gene Ontology annotation, molecular function: RNA polymerase II cis-regulatory region sequence-specific DNA binding; DNA-binding transcription activator activity, RNA polymerase II-specific. The record is from RefSeq and is a predicted model, not a curated record.
GAGUUUAUGUUGUCCUCAUUUAUUAUUCAGCGAGAGGUUCCAUGUCCUGUGAUCAGUUCAUUUGCUUUAAACAGAAUCAAAAAAGAAAAUAAUUAAAAAAAAGUCUGAACAAAAAAAAGCUUUCAGAAGCAGAGCAGGAAAGUGUACAGUGCACCUUAAGAAAAGCCGGGGCUGGAUGUGAUUGGCAUAGACAUUAUUCCAUCCUUGGUACCCUGCCGUUCCGGGAUUACAGUGACGUCACGCUGAUACCCUUGCAUGGGUGAAUGCUAAAGAACUAUAGAGCCACAAAUAAUAGCACAAGCAGAGUCCAUAUCUUGGAAGACUUACUUAUCCUUUAAGCCUCCUUCAGCUAACAUAACAACAUUUUUUCCAACUUAAUGACGCUUAAUUUCAUUUCUUAUCGGAUCUUGGGGGGAUUAUUCCCUCAUAUAAAACAAUCUGCAGCUGGUGCCAUCCUAAAGUCUCCUUCCUUGGAGUGAAGUCAUCUAUUAUUGAGCGAAAGGCCGUGUGGAAAUGUGUGGAAGGUGAUGGAUUUGAAGUAGAAUUGGUUGCAAUCGAUCAAGGCUGAAGAAUAUUCCUGAUGGUAACAAAGGAAGCAGCUAUGUCUUUCUCGCAGUUUGGAUACCCUUACAGUACAACUUCCCAGUUUUUCGUGUCGGCAAACCCCAGUUCGACUUGCUGCGAUUCGAUUUCCAGGUCGGUCUCUGACGGGACAGGGAGCUCCCAGACAGCCGCCGCCGCCUCCUUCUGCUGCCCGUCCUACGAGAACCGGCUCCUGGCCAGCAGCCGGACGGAGCUGAACGCAGCGCUGGGGAUGUACAGCUCUUCCUACGCCGCAGCGGCCGCAGCCAGCCAGAACUACGCCAACUACUUCCCCUACGGCACCGACCCAUCCGCGAUCUACUCCUCUCUGAAUCCCCAGUAUGACAUCAAGGACAGCACAGGGACUCUACACUCUGGCAUCACUCAGACUGCUGCGUACUACCCCUAUGACCACUCACUGGGACAGUAUCAGUACGACAGAUACGCGACGGUGGACUUCAGUGGAACGGCCCGGAGAAAGAACGCCACGCGUGAGACCACCAGCACUUUGAAAACAUGGUUGUACGAGCACAGUAAGAACCCCUACCCCACCAAGGGAGAGAAGAUCAUGCUGGCCAUCAUCACCAAGAUGACCCUCACCCAGGUGUCCACCUGGUUUGCCAACGCCAGGAGGAGGCUAAAGAAGGAGAACAAGAUGACCUGGUCGCCAAAGAAUAAGGCAAACGAUGACAGGAAGGAUGACUUGAACAAGGACAACCGAGACUGUGUCACCAAAGAUUCCAGUGAUUGCAAAGAGGAGAAGGAUCUGCAUCUGAGCGAGUUGGAGGACAUGGACGAGGACGGCUGUGACAAGCUGGACAGUGACUGUGAAAAGGUGGCAGCAGAUGAGCAGGACAUCCAACGAGCCAUGGUGAUGUCUGGACCUCCUCAGAAAAGAGACUGCAGCUCUGAACUGCACCUGAGUCUAAACAACAGCUUCCACUCGUUCCCCUGUGCCAUCAAAAGCGUUACCGCCCUGCCCCCUCUCCCGUCGGACUUCCUGGAUCCUAUGGUGUCCAAAGCUGCCCCUCUGACUGCUCCAUCAGGAACUGUGCAGUCUCAUUUUGAAGCAUCAGACAAGCCGAGGAUCUGGUCUCUUGCUCGCACGGCAGCUUCGGGGGUCAUACUGAGCCCUCAGCUGCACGGCUCUGAACUGAGGACAGGAAGCUUAACUGGAGACUGCCAGCUACAGAGCUCCAGACUAUCUGGGGUUCCCGUUGGACAAUGUGGGGCCACACGAGGCCUCCAUGAAUCCGGCAGUGCCGAGAGCUCGUUCCCCGAGGGCUUGUCGUUGCACUCCAAAGUUUAUGGCACAAGCGGCUACAAUCACAAGGGCCUCCAACUCCACAGCUCGGCCUACGCCGCUGUCUCAGACGCAUGUCAGUACCCCGCCACUGAAGGAUUCUCUGGAGGUAAAGUGGAGAUUCGGUCGCCUGACCUCGGCGAAGCCUGUGGGACCGUGCUGGAUGACAAGGUCACCGCAUUCAGACCAGUCAUGAAGAGGUGAAGCAGAGCACUGGAGACGGGACAACUCCGUAACGACUGGGACCUUUCUCAUGCAGUAAGGACACACCGACCAAGCUGCCUCAGUCUGACGCACAGGAGCUCUGCGUGGCGCUGCGGCAGUGACGCCUGUCUAACUGUGGACUUGACAAGCAUUUUGCACAUUGUUUUGAAGUUAAAGACUUUAUGCAAAAACUAAUUCUAGAUGCAAAAGUGUGAAAUUGGCUCAAAUUUGUGUGUGGCAAUUGUGUAAUAGUGUGAUGUUAUUUAUUUGUGUGUAUUUAUUAUUUUGUGUCGGUUAUCUGUUGGAUUUGUAUCUCCUUUUGGGUAUUCUGUUCUUCUUUUUGUGCUUUCUGUGUCAUGUUGCCUGAUGUAAAAGAGAAGAAAACUGUAGCCGGACUUAAAUCUGGCUUCUUAAAGUCUGAAUCCGCUGUUUUACACGUGACUCUGGGUGUUUUGGUCAUCGUGCUCCGCGAAGCCCCUUCUUGUGUUUGCAGACAUUUUCUAACAAUAUAUGUGUUUUUUUUCUAACUGCUUUUGUCUUGUGUUAUUUAUAGAGCCGAAAAAGCAGCUGAUUAAAAAAACGUUUGCAGA